Molecule: messenger RNA, 644 nt
Organism: Nicrophorus vespilloides
Lineage: Eukaryota; Metazoa; Arthropoda; Insecta; Coleoptera; Silphidae
Product: UPF0488 protein CG14286
Exons: 3
Coding region: 70-618 (182 amino acids)
Source: RefSeq, a predicted model, not a curated record
UAGAGCAUGGUCCAUGUUGUGUUUUCUGUAACCUAAAAAUAUUUGUAAUUUUAAGUUUUUAUUUUAAAUAUGCCACCGAAACGGGCACCACCAAAGGCAAAGCCACCAAAAAUCGUGGAUUCCUCCGCAGAAGAUGGAAACAGCGAUGUUCUUGAUUCUGAAAUGGUUAACCAAUUUCAACUUGAGUUAUGUUGGUGCAUACAAAACUUGCAACAAGCUUUAGCAAGUGGCAAAUUGAGCUCCAAACAAGUGCAGGACCAUACAAAGGCUUUAAACACUUUAAUGAACAAUGCUGCACCGUUGGUGAAGAGAAGGCAAGUUAUGAGACUUUCAUUUGGUGAUUACCGUAAGAAAAUGGCAGAAGAUGCCAAAAAGUUCAAUAAAGUAAAAGGAAAUAUUACAUUGAAAGCAGCCACACCAAGUACUGAUUCCAUGUUUCUAAAGAAAUCAGCAAAACCUGAAACAAAAAGCUCCAAUUUAACCAGUGAUUUAUCCAAUUUGAAAUUGGAAGUCGAUAAUGAGAAAGUGGAAACAAAGAGCAAUGACAAAACUGAAUUCAGUUUUAAACCAUCCAAUAAUAGCUUCCAAUUUAAUUUCAACAUUGAAGAAAAUAAAUAAAUAAUUUUCAUUUACCUUUUAACACA